Toxorhynchites rutilus septentrionalis is the source of this 1809-nucleotide messenger RNA. RefSeq lists its product as uncharacterized. The transcript has a single exon. Bases 1 to 1809 code for a protein of 602 amino acids. Gene Ontology annotation, molecular function: catalytic activity. NCBI's taxonomy places the organism in Eukaryota, Metazoa, Arthropoda, Insecta, Diptera, Culicidae. The record is from RefSeq and is a predicted model, not a curated record.
AUGAGUCAUGCUUCGAGCCGUUCGUCCUGUCCACAAUUUCAUCUAGUAACGGAACGCACAUCUAACGUCUUUAUGGAAGCCCCCAAACCACCUGACACAGUCGAGCAUCCCAACUUUUUCACUUGUGCCGAUUUUAGCAACCACCGCAGCCGUUCCGUUCCUGUGUUCGGAGUUGGUGAGGGGGUCUUUCAAUGUGCUGAUUCAGGCAAGUACGAAUGUUAUAUCGCUUCUUCGCUUCCUGAAUUCCGUCCCGUUUCCAGUGAUCCCGUACAUUAUAAGGAUAGUACAGUUCUUCUAUCAUACUCAGCUGGAUUGUUAAGUGAACCGGAAUGCACUGAUGAAAGCUCCAUGAGAACUCCUAGUCCACUCGACACAGUCGUGCUUUUUGAUCUAUCCUGUCGUCGGAGUCGUUCCGGUCCUGCUGGCGAUGUGCGGCCAGGGGUUUCCCACCCACCUGCUCAAGGCAAGUACCAAAAAGUUACCGAUCUCGAUCCUGCUGAUGAAUCCUCGCCUUCUAGCGUACGUCGGUGUAGAAAAAUGUGUGUUUAUUACCAGAAUGUUGGUGGUAUUAACACCUGCAUCAACGAUUAUUUGCUCGCUUGUUCUGAUGAUUACUACGACAUCAUCGCUUUGACGGAAACUUGGCUUGAUGACCGCACUCUGUCCAACCAAGUUUGUGGGCAAAACUACGAAGUCUUCCGAACGGACCGAGAUCAGUUCAACAGUAUUAAGUCAUCUGGAGGUGGCGUUCUGAUAGCUGUCCAUCGACGUUUGAAAGCCCAGCUGAUUGCUGAAAACGCAUGGUCGUGUGUCGAACAAGUUUGGGUUUCGAUAAAACUAGCAGCGAGAGUUCUGUAUAUUUGCGUUGUGUAUUUUCCUCCCGAUCGCAUUCGAGAUACCGCAUUGAUCGACGUUCCUGUACAAUCGCUGUCAACAAUAGCUGCACGUGCGCUUCCAGCAGAUGAAAUUAUCAUCUUUGGUGACUUUAACCUCCCAGAUCUAAAGUGGCGAAUAGGGUCUGGAAGAUUUCUGUUCGCUGAUCCGGCCAAAUCGACGUUUCAUGCGGGUACGAACGCUUUAUUAGACGGCUAUAGCUCCAACUUGCUUCAGCAAAUCAAUUCCGUUAGUAAUGAGAACGGCCGCAUGCUCGACCUUUGCUUUGCGAGUAAAACUGACGAGGCUCCAACACUAUCGGUAGCACCAGCGCCUCUUGUGAAAUUAGUACCUCAUCACCCUCCACUAUGUUUAGCACUGGAAGUCUCUGCGAAUAGUUUCAGCGCCGUUCCUAUCGCCGUCUACUACGAUUUCAAUAAUGCUGACAUCAGUAGCAUAAUUAAUGUGCUCUUGAAUAUUGACUGGAACGCAAUUUUGGACAAGGACGACGUGGACGGUGCUGUUCAAACCUUCACGAACAUCAUAAGCUACCUAAUUGACAGGCAUGUUCCUAAGAAAAAUAGACAUUCAUCUACUCACCAACCGUGGCAAACCAUCGAAAUUCGACGACUCAAAACUGCCAAGAGGGCUGCACUCAGGAGAUAUUCAAAGAACCGUCUCCCAAUCUUCAAGCAACACUAUUUACGACUGAACCAUCAGUACCAAAGAACGUGCAAACGAUGCCAUGCAAUAUAUCUACGUGGGGUUCAAAGAAAGUUUAGAAGAGAUCCAAAAUCAUUUUGGAAAUACGUCGAUGAGCAACGUAAAGAGUCGGGACUUCCAUUAUCUAUGUUCCAUAACGGACAAAGCGCGUCUGAUGUUCAAGGGAUUUGCAAUCUUUUCUCAGCGAAGUUUUCAAGCCUUUUUCUCAAAUGA